ACAUCGUAAACAAUCGCAAGAAACACUUGACAACACUUGUCAGUGGAAUAAUACAGUUAAAUUAUUGAAAUAAACUGUUCUACACAUUAUUUAUAUAAUGAAUUAACAAUUUUCUGAAAGUUGAAAUUGAAGAAAUCUAAAAUGCCUUUACCAGCAGCAUUAGCUGCACGUCUUGCGAAAAGGGGAUUAAUCACUGGAUCCGAAAAGCAUGAAUCUGGAAAAAAAGAAGCGAAGAAGAAAGUGCACGAAGAAGUAAUAGCUGAAGAUUAUGAUAAUACAAAAGAAGAAAUUAACCAGAUUGACAUAUCUCAAAAAUUUAUGGGUUAUAAUGGAUGUCCUAAUAAAUACAAUAUUUAUCAUGAAUGUACAAAAAAAUGUAAGGAGUUAUGGGGAAUGGGACAUGUGCAACCUUCGGAUAAAUAUUUGAAACAACAAAUGAGAUUAGUUCAAAAAUAUCCAUUGCCGGAAACUUGGAAAACUGUUUAUGAUCCCGGAUCUGGACAGCAUUACUAUUGGGAUUGGUCUUCUGAUUUAGUAUCUUGGUUACCACCUGGGCAUCCUAAAUGUCAAAUAUCACAACCUGCAUCUCAAUUACGUGAAGAAUUGCAUUUGAAAGCAGGAGACCAAGAUGAUAAUUUGUCAAGUGAUGACAGCACCAGUGAUCAAGAACAAAUGGAAGUAGAAGAAAGUGAGCCUGUCAAGAAAGAUAGAAAGAUCGAAAAUCGUCCAAGAUAUAAAGGGCCAGAUAAUAAAAGAAUUUAUAGAUCUGAUAGAACUGAUGGUAAAGAUGCUAAAGAUCGUACUUUAGAUCCUAUGGAUCCAGCAUCCUACAGUGAUAUUCCUAGGGGAAAAUGGUCAGACGGAUUAGCUAAACAUAAUGAAGCUAAAACUGGUGCUGACACAACUGCUUCAGGUCCUCUUUAUCAAAUGAGACCAUAUCCCAGUCCAGGCGCAGUGCUUCGUUCUAAUAGAGCUAAUAAAACAGAAUUGGAAUCAUCCAGUAAGCCGAAAGUUUCGUUUCCUGAAAAACCGGAAUAAAUA
Molecule: messenger RNA, 1041 nt
Organism: Cyphomyrmex costatus
Lineage: Eukaryota; Metazoa; Arthropoda; Insecta; Hymenoptera; Formicidae
Gene: PQBP1
Product: poly-glutamine tract binding protein 1
Exons: 6
Coding region: 142-1038 (298 amino acids)
Molecular function (GO): protein binding
Source: RefSeq, a predicted model, not a curated record